AUGGCGAACUUCUUCUGGUUGGAGGGCGAAUCAUCGGCCGGAUUCUCUGUGUCGAUGAGAAACGCAGUGGACUACAUCCACGGAGCGACUCAUGGGAGGGUAAGACGAUCCCCGGAGUGUUCUUCGUCCCUCACAAUUCCCGUUCGCCGGCGAUUGUUCGAUUCUAUUUUGUUGUUUUCUCUUCAGCCGAAGCACGUAGACAAAGAUGUUUGGGACGUGGCUAUGGAGAGGGGGGACCAAAAGAUCACGGAGAGCUGUAUUCCACUGUGGGAAGGUAGGUCAGAUUGGGGAGCCUGA
Molecule: messenger RNA, 297 nt
Organism: Spirodela intermedia
Lineage: Eukaryota; Viridiplantae; Streptophyta; Magnoliopsida; Alismatales; Araceae
Source: the annotation of a GenBank genome assembly